GAUCUGAGUGGACCGUCACGCACAAGCUCAUCACUGUGCAUAGCUCAUCACAACAGCUCAACAGCUCUCACAACCAACUCACUGCUCACAAUUUUUUACGACUGACUCUUCAAAGGCACCUCCACACAACUUUGCCAGUCUCUACUUCCAUAAACCUCAAACAUCUCCACCAUGUCCUCCCUUUCUCCUACAACCUACGUUCCUCCGCAAUCUCCUUACCAAAAGGUAUCCUGUGAUGAUAUCGACUUCAGCGUGGCUUGUACAGUCAUGGAAUCCUGGGAUCUUGUCACUGCCAUCCCCAACUGGGAACGAGUGACGGGAGAGAUCUUUCUUCGACGGCUGUUUGAAACUUCUCCACAACUGCAACAGAUUUGGGGCUUUGGCACGGGACCAAUCACCGAGAGCAUUGCCAAGAGCGACAAAUUCAUCCACAAAGGAGCAACUCUCUUGUCGGCCGUGGACAAGGCCGUUGCCUUUUUGGGUCCCAACUUGCAACCACUCGAAGAAGAACUCUUUGCCCUGGGCCGACGGCACAUUCACAUGGGUGCCGAACCCGAGUUUUGGCCUUUGGUGGGCGAUGCGCUCUUUCACACCCUUCGUAUGGGAUUGGGCAAGGGACAGUACACGGAGUUUGUGGAAUCGUCCUGGAAGAUUAUUUACGACUUUAUGUCCUACUGGAUGAUUGAGGGCUUGCUGGCCGAGAAGAAGGACCGGUGGCAAGCGGCUCAGGUUGUCCAGGCGGCACAGCGACGACGCAGCAGCAACUACGAAGCUCCACCGGCAAUGCAAGAUAUCAGCCGUCGGUCGUCUUGCUCUAGUUAUAGUACUACGUCGUCGUCGGUCUAUUCCGAACAAGAACUGGAGGAUGGUGGCGACGUGAACAUUUACGAAAGAGUCCCGGCCGAGGCGAUUGACUACCGAACGGUCCAACUGGUCUUGGAUUCGUGGGAUGCCGUCACGAGCGUUCCCAACUGGCAGAGUGUCGCUGGGACCAUUGUGCUGCGCGAGCUCUUUGAACUGGCCCCUGAAAUCAAGACGGCGUGGGGCUUUCCAGUCGACUUUGAUCCGGAUAAUUUGGAGGAUCAUGCCAAUCACAAUCGCUUCUUGAACAAGGGAUUGGGAUUCAUGAACGGCGUCAACAAGGCCGUGCAAUUCAUGGGACCUGAUCUGGAACCGCUGGAAAUGGAACUGCAAGAUCUUGGACGCAUUCACUACUUGCACAUGGCGGCCCUGCCACAAUACUGGCCACCUAUGGGUGUGGCCUUGCUGCACACUCUGGAAGAGGUUCUGGGGCAACAGAAAAUGACACGGGAGGUUGAACGAGCCUGGAGGACCGUCUACAGCUUUAUGGCCUAUUGGAUGAUCGAAGGACUGCUCGCAGAAAAGCGAGGAGAGUGAACUAGUAUAGCCGACGUACAAUUUGUAAAUACCGUACUAAUGAAACAAUGUUGAUACU
Molecule: messenger RNA, 1456 nt
Organism: Seminavis robusta
Lineage: Eukaryota; Bacillariophyta; Bacillariophyceae; Naviculales; Naviculaceae
Source: the annotation of a GenBank genome assembly